Lucilia cuprina (Australian sheep blowfly) is the source of this 1055-nucleotide messenger RNA. RefSeq names its product dihydropteridine reductase (gene Dhpr). The transcript is spliced from 5 exons. Lineage: Eukaryota; Metazoa; Arthropoda; Insecta; Diptera; Calliphoridae. Gene Ontology annotation, molecular function: NADH binding; NADPH binding; 6,7-dihydropteridine reductase activity. Gene Ontology annotation, cellular component: cytoplasm. Gene Ontology annotation, biological process: tetrahydrobiopterin biosynthetic process; L-phenylalanine catabolic process. The record is from RefSeq and is a predicted model, not a curated record. The coding region runs from base 170 to 877 and encodes 235 amino acids.
GCAUUGUUAAAAUGUCAAGUGUCAUUAUGGGUUAAGGUGGUGGUGUUCAUGUGGAAAUAAAUAAAUUGUUGUUGUUUACAAAAAAGUAAAAUUCGUGUGGGAACUAUUUUUAUUAUAAUUCAUAUAAUUCGAAAAGCUGGCUUCUUUAAAUUUAACAAAAAAUCUUAUAAUGUCUGUCGGUCGUGUGUUGGUAUACGGUGGUAAAGGAGCUUUAGGAGCUGCUUGUGUUUCACAUUUUAAAAGCAAUAAUUAUUGGGUUGGCAGCAUAGAUUUAAGUGAAAAUGACCAGGCUGAUGCUAGUAUUGUAGUGCCCCGUGAUGCUACAUGGCCGGAACAAGAGCAAGAGGUUUUAAAUAAAGUUGCUGAAGCCUUGAAAGGUGAAAAAUUGGAUGCUGUUAUUUGUGUAGCUGGCGGAUGGGCCGGUGGUAAUGCCAAAAAAGACUUGGCUAAAAAUGCUGAUUUAAUGUGGCGUCAAAGUGUUUGGACUUCUGCUAUUUCGGCUACCGUAGCUGCUCACCAUUUAAAAGAGGGUGGUGUUUUGGCCCUUACUGGUGCUAAACCUGCCUUAGAUGGUACUCCUGGCAUGAUUGGUUAUGGUAUGGCUAAGGCUGCUGUUCAUCAACUUACACGCUCUUUGGCUGGCAAAGAUUCUGGUUUACCCCAGGAUGCUUUAGUCGUUGCUAUAUUACCUGUUACCUUGGAUACUGCCAUGAAUCGUAAAUGGAUGCCUAAGGCUGAUUUCACCACCUGGACUCCUUUAACUGAAGUUGCCAGUCUCUUCCACAAAUGGACAAAGGGAGAAGAACGUCCCAAAUCUGGUGCUCUUUUACAACUCAUUACCAAAGAUUCCGUCACACAACUAGUGGAAAGUGCUUAAAUGCCUCAUUGUAAUCAUUCGAGCUGACUUAUUAGGGACCAUGAAUCGAAUCGAAUUAUCGUUAUUAAUAAAUAUUCCAGUUGUUUGUUUGUUGUAUUAGUUUUUAAAGCAUAUUAUUUAAAAUAUGUACUUAUACUCAUUAUUGUAAACAUUUUUUUUCGUUCGCUUUUAAGAUAAA